Messenger RNA from Pyricularia pennisetigena, 1710 nucleotides. RefSeq lists its product as uncharacterized. Gene Ontology annotation, molecular function: RNA polymerase I core promoter sequence-specific DNA binding. The coding region runs from base 1 to 1710 and encodes 569 amino acids. The transcript is spliced from 4 exons. Lineage: Eukaryota; Fungi; Ascomycota; Sordariomycetes; Magnaporthales; Pyriculariaceae. The record is from RefSeq and is a predicted model, not a curated record. Gene Ontology annotation, cellular component: RNA polymerase transcription factor SL1 complex; RNA polymerase I core factor complex. Gene Ontology annotation, biological process: RNA polymerase I preinitiation complex assembly; nucleolar large rRNA transcription by RNA polymerase I.
AUGUCGGGACGGCGCAGUUAUCACAGAUUCACCAAGGGCCAGACAUGCGAGCAGUGCCCGUCCAAAAGAUGGUAUUCCGAAGAUGGUCGCCGAUAUUGCGAUCGCGGACAUGAGAUAGAGGGCUUCGUGGAGCAUGACUUUGAAGACGAGGAUGGGUUCGGGCAGACAGGCGCAGUGGCGCGCAAGGAGAAGGAGGUCCGCGAAAAGACCUCGCGCAUGCUCUCGGGCAACGCGUCGCGCGAGCUGUACCUCCAGUGCCUGCAGCUCGUUCUCCGCAAGCAGCUGUUUUGGCUCAUGCACGACCGGGGUCUGCCAUCCGAGCUGGAGACGGUGGUGCGGGACCUCUGGGUGCUGAGAACGCGCAACAUUGAGGGGCUCAAGACCGUUUCCGAGGCGGAGCGGGACGAGGACGCCCAGUCGGGUGGAGAGAGGAGCGAGACCGACGGCAGCGAGAUGAAGAUGUUCAGCAGCGGCGGGGAGUCGGAGGCCGGGCGGACGGACCGGUCGGGCACUGGGACGAGAGGCAGCUCAAGGGCGAGGAGCUGGACUUCGGAGAUCGGCGUCAAGAGGUCCCUCCCCAGGCUGGUUGAUACACUAGGGCUUUGUUACCUGGGCUGUCUAUUGAUGCGGUUGCCUGUCAGGGUCGGAGACUUGUUCAGCUGGGGCAAGAACAAUCAGAUCAUAUAUCUCGAUGCGAUCCAUGAGGUUCCUUGUGAGAUGAGGGCUCGUCUACCUGGACAAUAUCAAAAGGCACUUACGGCCCGAUCUACACCCUUUUCGGGCGGAGAGAUCCACGCAGCGGUUCUCGGGCUGGUUUUGUCCUUUCAUAAAUUCUACAAGAUGACGUUCCCGCCUCUGAACAGACAGCUGCUUACGCUACGAUACAUUAAAGAACUGGCACUGCCACCCGAGAUAUAUACCUUUACCCAAGAGAUGGUCGACUUCCUUAACGUGGACUUUACUUUUCCGCUCGGACAACGAAGAGUGCAACUACUCGACCACCCCGAUGUCUUCUUGAUAUCAUGCAUUGUCAUGGUCACCAAGUUGAUCUGUCCGUUUGAUGACGUUCGUCGAGGCACUAGCGAAACUAGCUUCCCAGUACCUUUGCUAAAGAUUGACUGGCAACGAUGGAGGGAGCAGUUUGAAGUGGCGCCAAAAGAGUCGCUUUCUCGAAAGGACAUUGAGAUGCUGACCUCUGAAGAUGCAUGGACAUUAAGUCAAGCUAAAGCAGAUGAUUAUCUUGCUUGGUUUCAGCAGGUUAAGAUCGACCCGCAAAGAUCCAGCCAGCUAGGGCGAUUUGCCGGUCUUUUUCCUCUUCAGGAGCAACAAAGAGAAACCAGACCUGUAAAUGCCGAUGAGACGGCUGUAGACGGUAAGUUGCUAGAAAUUCAUAGCAGAAUGACUUUGCAGUUUCCCGAGGAUCCUGCGAAUGGAGAUAAUGUGACGACGGGUUUCGGGACCAAACACUGGGUCUGGCGCAACGUUGACGAUCUCCCGCCAACUGCUAGGGCAUUCUACAACAAAGCUGGUAUGUUCAUAGACUUUUCGAACCCACAGUCGAGUACGCAGACUAACGGUUUAUUCGCAGCUGAGCUAUCAGGACUUGCCCCAAGUAGACUUGCCAAGGCGGUGUGCAUGCUUGAACGAAGGCUUGAUCUGUGGAUCAGAAGGCAAAAGGAGGAAGCAGGGGGAGCCGGGCAAUUCGUAUAG